CCUAUCUCAGCCUCCCAUCCACUGUCAUUUCCCCGCUGUCCCAGCUAGACGUGGUGGACUGAGCGUGUGCGGCUGCGUGUACACAGAGGAUGGCUUGCUGCUCAGGUGCAGGUGGCAGACUCGGGGAACCAGUCAAGCGGGCAACAGGAUUUUUCUAUUUACCCAGACAGCAGGAUGUUUUGUUGGGGUAGGAGCUGGAGCUUCGACCUCUUUUUUGGACCUGCCACCUAGGAGCUCUUUUAGUGUUCCUGCAAAUGAGAUAUUUUCACACCUUUUUCUGCUGCAAAAAGAAGACAAUUUUAAUUGUUUUAAAAUCAUAAUUAUUUAAUAUUUUCAAUUGCUUUCUGCACGUAAAGCAGUGGAAGGAGAUUCCUUUUCUAAAGUGGGAUUUUGAGGAGGUGAAACAGGAAUGUGCCACGGUUCUGCUUCAAUCUGGAUCACGGCAUCGGCAGUGUGAAUGGCUGCAGAGGAAGAAAGAAGAGCUCUGCAAAGAGGCAAAUUUUAAAAGUCCCUCCCAGACAAUCAUCCUCCUGCACACCUGUGCGGGCUCCUCCUCUGGGAAAAGGGAGGACAAGAAACUAAUUAGGAGCUAAGAAAAAAAAACAAACAAAAAAGGGUAAAGUCCAUAUCUUCUACCCCCUGCUUCCCACCUGUCUGGAUUAACUAGGCUGGAUCACCAUGGCGCAUGCCGCCUCGCAGCUGAAGAAAAAGGCGGAUGAGAAUCUUGCUGCUGCGGAGGAGGAGAAGGAGAAAGAGAGAAAGAGGGCAAGAAAGCGAUCACGAGAAGUCAAGAAAAAGACGGAUGUGAACGCUUGUUAUCUGCGCGCAGCUCGGGCCGGAAACCUCGAGAAAGCUUUGGAUUACCUGAAGAAUGGAGUCGACAUUAACAUUUGCAAUCAGAAUGGUUUAAAUGCUCUCCAUCUGGCCUCAAAGGAGGGUCAUGUGGAGGUGGUAGCUGAACUCAUCAAGCAGGGCGCCAACGUGGAUGCAGCCACCAAGAAAGGGAACACCGCACUGCACAUCGCGUCCCUCGCCGGGCAGAAUGAAGUGGUGAAGGAGCUCGUCACAAAUGGCGCAAACGUCAACGCGCAGUCCCAGAAUGGCUUUACUCCACUGUACAUGGCAGCGCAGGAGAAUCACAUGGAAGUGGUGCAGUUCUUACUCGACAACGGCUCCAGUCAGAGCAUCGCUACAGAGGAUGGUUUUACUCCACUGGCGGUGGCGCUGCAGCAGGGCCACGACCAGGUGGUUUCCCUCCUACUGGAAAACGACACCAAGGGGAAGGUCCGACUCCCAGCGCUGCACAUCGCUGCCCGGAAAGACGACACCAAGGCCGCCGCCCUCCUCCUGCAGAACGACCACAACGCAGACGUUGAGUCAAAGAUGAUGGUGAAUAGAACAACAGAGAGCGGGUUCACUCCACUGCACAUCGCGUCUCACUACGGCAACAUCAAUGUGGCAACACUGCUGCUCAACAGAGGGGCAGCUGUGGACUUCAAGGCAAGGAAUGACAUCACACCUCUGCAUGUAGCAUCCAAACGGGGAAACACAAACAUGGUGCGACUGCUGCUGGAGAGGGGGGCCAGAAUUGAUGCGAGGACCAAGGAUGGCCUGACUCCUCUACACUGCGGAGCCAGAAGUGGCCAUGAGCAGGUGGUGGAGAUGCUGCUGAACAGAGGAGCUCCACUAAUGUCCAAGACCAAGAACGGCUUGUCUCCUCUUCACAUGGCGACACAGGGCGACCACCUGAACUGUGUCCAGCUGCUGCUGCACCACGAGGUGCCUGUGGACGACGUAACCAACGACUACCUGACAGCUCUGCACGUGGCCGCGCACUGCGGUCACUACAAGGUGGCGAAGGUCAUUUUGGACAAGAAGGCCAAUCCCAACGCUAAAGCGCUGAAUGGUUUUACUCCCCUCCACAUCGCCUGUAAGAAAAACAGACUGAAAGUGAUGGAGCUCCUUCUGAAGCACGGGGCGUCUAUACAGGCAGUCACAGAGUCUGGUCUGACGCCGAUUCACGUCGCAGCGUUUAUGGGACAUGAAAACAUCGUCCACCAGCUGAUCAACCACGGGGCUUCGCCUAACACAAACAACGUGAGAGGGGAAACGGCGCUCCACAUGGCAGCGAGGGCCGGACAGUCUGAUGUGGUCCGAUAUCUGAUUCAGAACGGAGCACAAGUUGAUGCCAAGGCUAAAGACGACCAGACUCCGCUGCACAUCUCAAGUCGUCUGGGUAAGCCAGACAUUGUGCAGCAUCUUCUGACAAAAGGAGCAUGUCCGGACGCCACGACCAACUCCGGGUACACACCUCUGCACCUAGCUGCCAGGGAGGGACACAGAGAUGUGGCUGCAGCUCUACUCGAUCAAGGAGCUAAUCUGAGCAUUACCACAAAGAAGGGCUUCACUCCAUUACAUGUUGCUGCCAAGUAUGGAAAGAUAGAGGUGGCCAACCUGCUGCUGCAGAAAAACGCUCCAGUUGAUGCUGCUGGGAAGAGUGGACUAACUCCACUGCAUGUGGCAGCGCACUAUGAUAACCAGAAGGUGGCACUGCUCUUGCUCAAGCAGGGAGCUUCACCGCACGCCGCUGCAAAGAACGGCUAUACCCCGCUGCACAUCGCAGCCAAGAAGAACCAGAUGGAGAUCGCCACCACCUUACUGGAGUACGGCGCCUCCACCAGCACGGUGACACGACAGGGGAUCACUCCUCUGCACCUCGCAGCGCAGGAAGGCAACGUGGACGUCGUGACCCUGCUGCUGGCCCGAGACGCUCCUGUUGGCACCAGCAACAAGUCGGGGCUGACUCCACUCCACCUGGCUGCCCAGGAGGAUAAAGUCAAUGUUGCCGAGGUUUUAGUCAACCACGGAGCCACUAUAGAUCCCGAGACCAAGUUGGGAUACACCCCUCUUCACGUCGCCUGUCACUAUGGCAACGUGAAGAUGGUGAACUUCCUGCUGAAGAAUCGGGCGAAGGUCAACGCUAAGACCAAGAACGGAUACACACCUCUGCAUCAGGCUGCCCAGCAGGGACACACACACAUCAUCAACUUACUGCUGCACCAUGGAGCUUCACCCAACGAACUCACUGCCAAUGGGAACAGCGCUCUGUCCAUCGCCAGGAGGCUUGGCUACAUUUCUGUAGUUGACACACUCAAAGUGGUCACAGAGGAGACUCUAACCACUCAGACUGUGAUAGAGAAGCACAAGAUGAACGUCCCAGAGACCAUGAACGAGGUGCUGGACAUGUCUGAUGAUGACGUCUGUAAAGCCAAUGUCCCAGAAAUGAUCACAGACGACUAUUUUUCUGAUGUGGAAGAAGAAAUGGAUGUUGGAAAUAUCAACAUCACCUAUACUUGUAAGUCAAAAAAAGAAAAGGUUGACCUCACUGUAACUAACUCCAGUAACCAGUUUGCAGUGUUGCAGCUGAACUGUUGCAGCUAAACUCUGCGUGUAGUUUCACUGCUUCUUUUUUUUUUCCCCUGUGCAGCACUCUGUGCAUGUUUCUUCCUCAUGCAGGAAUGUGUGUUCAAGUUGUUGUUGUCCAUCUUGAACCUCUGAUCUAAAAAUAAAUGGAGUGUAACUCUAGCCAUAUUCACAUGCUUACAUAGCAGCAGCGGCAGUGAUUAC
This is a messenger RNA of Poecilia latipinna (sailfin molly), 3627 nucleotides long. Its product is annotated as ankyrin-3-like. Gene Ontology annotation, molecular function: spectrin binding; cytoskeletal adaptor activity; transmembrane transporter binding. The transcript is spliced from 25 exons. The record is from RefSeq and is a predicted model, not a curated record. Bases 679 to 3441 code for a protein of 920 amino acids. Gene Ontology annotation, cellular component: cytoplasm; plasma membrane; neuron projection. Gene Ontology annotation, biological process: protein localization to plasma membrane. Lineage: Eukaryota; Metazoa; Chordata; Actinopteri; Cyprinodontiformes; Poeciliidae.